AUGGUGCAUAAAUACAAAAGAAAAACUAAUCAAGGCUCUUGGGAUAAAGACGUCAUGCAGAUGGCUGUAAAUUUAUGCCAUGCCGGAGAAUCGGUGAAGGGCACAGCUAAAAAGUAUGGGUUGGCUUAUGCAACUUUGUACAGACACAUCAAAAGUGGCAAGGUUACUCCAAAACUCGGCAGAUUUCGUCCUGUGUUCAGUGAAUAUGAGGAGAUAGAAUUAAUGACCUAUCUCAAAGAAAUGGAUUCCGUGUUUUUUGGUUUAACUCGAGAUGAGUUUAAGAAUUUAGCGUAUACCUAUGCCAAAAAAAAUAAUUUGAGUUACCCAAAAAGUUGGGACAAGUAUGAAAAAGCAGGAGAUGAUUGGCUACAAUCAUUUUUGUCACGCCACACUGACAUUACGCUCAGAACUGCAGAGGCAACAUCGGUUGCGAGAGCAAAAGGAUUCAAUAGACAUGAAGUCAGACGUUUCUACGAAAAUCUUGAAUCUUUAAUUGAUAAAUACAAUAUUGAUGCAUCUAGAUGUUAUAAUAUGGACGAAACCGGUAUUUCGACGACAUCAAACAAACCCCCUAGAGUACUAUCAAUAAAAGGAAAGAAACAGGUGGGCAUAAUUGCAAGUGCGGAGCGAGGUCAAUUAACGACUGUCAUCGGGUGUUGUAAUGCCGCUGGAUCAUUUCUACCACCCUUCCUGAUUUUCGCCAGAAAGAAAAUGCAACCCAGGCUUCUUGACGGUGCGCCUCCCGGAACUCAAGGUACUUGUACGCCAAGUGGUUGGACUUCAGGUGAGGUAUUUCUUGAUUGGAUGCAUUUCUUCGUAGAACAUGUACGUCCUAGCGCCGACAAAAAGGUACUUCUACUCUUGGACAACCAUGAGAGCCACAAAUAUUAUCCUGCUUUGGAAUAUGCAAGUAAGAAUAGCGUCAUAAUUUUAUCCUUGGCCCCGCAUACUACUCAUAAAAUGCAACCUAUGGAUGUGGCCGUCUACGGCCCACUGAAAACGUAUUUUGAACGAGAGAUUAAUACAUUCCAAAAGGCUCAUCCUGGACGCAUUGUAAAUCAGUACGACGUGGCCAGACUGUUAUCACCAGCUUUUCUGAAAAGUGCAGUCGCCAUAAAUGCAGUUCAUGGGUUUGAACGACCUGGAAUUUGGCCAGUGAACAAAUAUGCUUUUGGUGAUGAAGACUUUGAACCAGCGGAUGUGAUUGCAGGCAGAUCAAGUAUGAAUGUCAGCACAGUAGGCUUAGAUUCGAUACAAAUAAUAGAUAUUCCUGAUUCCGCUGCCUCUUCAACGCCUUCACCCUCACUUUCACAAGAAUACAAUUCGACAGUUGAUCCCCAUGCAGAAAUAGUUCUACCUCCAGGAAAAGCUACAAUUUGCGAAUUAUCUAAACCUCAACCUCAAGUCUCUGUUGCACCAAUUGUAGUUUCCCAAGAAUCUAUUAAAACCUCAGAAAAUAUUAUUCACAGUGAAGUAUGCUCCAUUAUUACACUGGAACCAGAAACAGUGUCACUUAAAGCUUAUUCUACUUUGGAGCCAGAUGCUACAAAUAUUAAUGUUAUGCAUCCUUUAAAAAGUGAUGCAAUGUUACCAGGGACCUCAAAAAAUACUCGCUGUGAUGACCCACCGAAUCCGGAACCUGGAUGUUCAAACUUUCACUACAGUCCCGGAGUAUUAAGACCAAUACCAAAUCCAGAGAAACCAAUAACAACUCGUAAACGCAAAUUGCAAAAAUCGGAAAUUUUAACUAGUACACCUAUAAAAGAAGAGCAGAAGUUAAAAUUUGAAAAAAAUGCAGUUAAUAAUAUAAGUAAAAAACUAAAUGUAGAAUCAAAAAAAGUUUCAAUAAAGACUACUAAAAAACCUGUUAAAAUAAUAAACAAUCAAAGAAAAUUAAGAAAUUUGAAGAUAUUGUAUGUUUUUUUUGCGGUGAAAUAUAUAUUGAAGAAAAUAAUCGUCCAAUUGAAAAUUGGGUUCGAUGUGGCGCCUGUUUCAGAUGGUGUCACGAAGAAUGUUCCGCUUUCGAAGGCAUUGGAGAUUAUACAUGUGAUAAUUGCCAGUCUUAAUUUUUAA
Parnassius mnemosyne (clouded apollo) is the source of this 2073-nucleotide messenger RNA. Lineage: Eukaryota; Metazoa; Arthropoda; Insecta; Lepidoptera; Papilionidae. The record is from the annotation of a GenBank genome assembly.